Dichotomopilus funicola is the source of this 1875-nucleotide messenger RNA. Its product is annotated as tRNA synthetases class I, catalytic domain-containing protein. The transcript is spliced from 3 exons. The record is from RefSeq and is a predicted model, not a curated record. Bases 1 to 1875 code for a protein of 624 amino acids. Gene Ontology annotation, biological process: glutamyl-tRNA aminoacylation; translation. Gene Ontology annotation, molecular function: glutamate-tRNA ligase activity; ATP binding. Lineage: Eukaryota; Fungi; Ascomycota; Sordariomycetes; Sordariales; Chaetomiaceae. Gene Ontology annotation, cellular component: methionyl glutamyl tRNA synthetase complex; cytoplasm; cytosol.
AUGGCUGGCCUCAGCGUUUCAAACUGGGCACCACAUCUGUCGACUCCUGACUUCAAGACCGUUGAAGCAGUUUUGUUCGAACUCGAGCGGCACCUAACCCUACGCACCUACAUCACAGGGUAUGAACUAAGUUCCACCGACAAGGAAAUAUGGACCGCCGUGAAGACAGGCAAAGUGGCGAAUGGUAUUCUUCGCAAGGGAAGCCUGACGAAUGUGGGACGUUGGUUCUCCUUCGUUGAGGCCAGUCAUCCGGAGAUCCAGGGGGAGAUCCAGGCGGCGCAAAUCAAGGAGAAGAAAAAACGUGCUGCCGCAAGCAAAGCAGGGGUCAAUUACAACAUUGGGCUCAAAAAUACGGAGAACGGCGUUGUGACGCGGUUCCCUCCUGAACCCUCAGGAUAUCUGCACAUCGGCCAUGCUAAAGCUGCGUUUCUCAAUGACUAUUUCGCCCACGAAGCCUUCAAUGGCAAGCUUAUUGCCCGGUUCGACGACACAAACCCGGUCAAGGAGAAGCAAGAGUUCCAGGAUUCUAUCCUCGAGGAUUUGCAGCUUCUGGGCAUUAGGCCAGACCGUCGCAUGAUAUCGGAGGGGAACGCCUACGCCGACGACACAGACCCCGAUGUUCAGAAGGAGGACCGGCUCAAUCGUCUUCCCAGCAAACGUCGAGACCGGCCGGCAGCAGAGAGUCUGGCUAUCUUCGACGAAAUGAAACAAGGGACCGAUCAUGGAAAAACGCACUGUAUCAGAGCCCGUAUCCAAUUCGACUCGCUUAACGGAGCUAUGAGGGACCCCGUCAUCUACCGAUUCCCAAAGUUCGAGUCGAAGGAAGAUGGGCAGCCCCCCGAGGCAGUCCCCCAUCACCGCACUGGUCUGGCAUGGAACAUCUACCCCACUUACGACUUCGCCUGCCCCGUGGUGGAUAGCAUCGAAGGCGUCACCCACGCUCUUCGCACCACCGAAUAUGCAGACCGGAAUGCCCAGUAUCAGUGGUUCCUCGACACCCUGAAGCUUCGGCCCGUCCAGCUCUGGGAUUUCGCCCGCAUCAACUUCAUCCGGACCUUCCUUUCAAAACGCAAGUUGACCAAGGUCGUGGACACCGGCAUUGUAACGGGCUGGGAUGAUCCGCGUAUGCCGACGGUGCGUGGGAUUCUCCGGCGCGGCCUGACUGUGACCGCCCUUCGUGACUUUAUGUUGAAGCAGGGCCCUAGUCGUAACGCUGUAACCAUGGACUGGACUAUCCUUUGGGCGACGAACAAGAAGGCCAUUGACGCGGUGGCCCCUCGACAUACGGCAGUUAAGGCGAGCGGACUAGUCACUGCGACCAUCUCGGGGGGACCGGAAUCCCCCUACUCGGAGGAAAAGCCCAAGCAUCCGAAAAAUGCGGCGGUUGGGACCAAACUGGUCACCUUCGCGAACACCAUCCUUGUUGAUAAGGCAGAUGCCGCUAGUUUCUCUAUUGACGAGGAAAUUACGCUGAUGAACUGGGGCAACGCUAUUGUUCGAGGAGUAACCCGCGACGGUGCUUCUGUGACGGAUUUGCAACUUGAGCUCCAUCUGGAAGGGGACUUCAGAAAAACAUCCAAGAAGAUCACCUGGCUUGCGAAAGAGGGUAGUUUUCUCGUUGAGGCUGAACUUUGGGAAUUUGAUUACCUCUUGACGAAGGAUACCUUGGGGAAAGAGGACAAGUUGGAUGACUUCCUCGCGACGAACACCGCCACGAUGACUGAAGCGCUGUGCGACGCGAAUUUAGCGACUGUGGAGGCUGAUAGCAUCAUUCAGUUGGAGCGUAAGGGGUACUUUAGGGUGGACAAAGCUGCUGGUCAGGGACCUGGUGGGAGAGCAGUGCUGUUCAAAAUUCCCACCGGCGCAAAGGAGUGA